AGACUCUGUUUUUUGCAAAGAUUGACUUUGCCUCAGCAUCAACAAACUCUUCAUCUGAGAUUGGUUCCUGUGUGUCAUAUGGUUUACAAGUCAGUGGGAAUUAAGGACAGCACAUACAAGCCGAAAAGCCAAAUAAGGAAAUGUAUUCCUUCUCUUGACAGUUCUAAUUUAACUUGGCUAAAGCCAGUUUUUAGGUUGACUUGGGCAGAAAAGUGAAAAGAGAAUGCUCCACUUUAACCGAUGUCCGCAUCUGAAACAAAUAGCCCAGAAAUGUUUUCCCAGUAUACAUGUUAGAACGGAUAAACAUGUGCAGCUGUUUCUUUCAAGAACCCUUGCACUUGCAGAAUUCAGGAAGUCAUGGCACUCAACCCACUCUCUUGUUGGAGACAAAAAUAUUAUCCUGAUGGGACCGCCUGGUGCUGGGAAAACAACAGUAGGCAGAAUAAUAGGUCAGAAACUAGGUUGUUGUGUCAUAGAUGUGGACGAUGAUAUCCUUGAAAAAACCUGGAAUAUGAGUGUGUCUGAAAAAUUACAGGAUGUUGGUAAUGAGCAAUUUUUAGAAGAGGAAGGAAAAGCCAUGUUAAACUUCUCUACAUCUGGAAGUGUGAUUUCCCUUACGGGGUCCAAUCCAAUGCAUGAUGCUAGCAUGUGGCAUCUGAAGAAAAAUGGGAUAAUUGUAUACCUGGAUGUACCUCUAAUAGAUAUAGUCAGCCGCUUAAAAUUAAUGAAAAUUGAUAGGAUCGUAGGUCAGGAUGCUGGAACAUCUAUGAAAGACUUACUUAAGUUUAGAAGACAGUAUUAUAAGAAGUGGUAUGAUACCCGUGUUUUCUGUGAAAGUGGGGCUUCCCCAGAGGAGGUUGCUGACAAAGUGCUCAGUGCAGUCAAACGGUACCAAGAUGUGGACUCAGAAACGUUCGUUUCAACAAGACACAUUUGGCCUAAAGACGAACGGAAGGUUUCAACAAAAUUCUUUAGCGAAGCAGUGAUUGAGGGGUUAGCUUCUGAUGGUGGACUCUUCGUUCCUGAGAAAGAGUUUCCAAAAUUAAACUGUAGGGAGUGGAAAAGCCUCGUAGGAGCAACCUACAUAGAAAGGGCACAAAUCCUGCUGGAAAAGUGUAUACAUCCAGCUGAUGUACCUGCUGCCAGAUUGGGAGAAAUGAUUGAGACUGCUUAUGGGGAAAACUUUGCCUGCUCCAAAAUUGCCCCUGUCCGGCAUCUCUCAGGCAACCAGUUCAUCCUGGAGUUGUUUCACGGACCAACGGGAUCAUUUAAAGAUUUGUCUUUACAGCUUAUGCCUCAUCUUUUUGCACACUGUAUUCCACCAAGUUGCAAUUAUAUGAUACUUGUAGCUACUUCAGGAGACACAGGGAGUGCAGUCUUAAAUGGUUUUAGCCGUAUUAAUAAGAAUGAUAAGCAAAGAAUAGCUGUGGCCACGUUUUUUCCUGAGAACGGAGUAAGUGAUUUUCAAAAAGCACAAAUAAUUGGCAGUCAGAAAGAAAAUGGAUGGGCAGUGGGUGUCAAGUCAGAUUUUGAUUUUUGCCAGACAGCUGUAAAAGGCAUUUUCAGAGAUUCUGAUUUUGCUGGCUUUCUUAUUAUGGAAUAUGGAACGGUCUUAAGUUCAGCUAAUUCCAUAAACUGGGGCCGACUGCUUCCCCAAGUAGUUUAUCAUGCUUCUGCAUAUCUUGAUCUUGUUAGCCAAGGAUUUAUUUCUUUUGGAAGCCCAGUGGAUGUCUGUAUUCCCACAGGAAACUUUGGUAACAUUUUAGCAGCAGUGUAUGCCAAAAUGAUGGGAAUCCCUAUUCGCAAAUUUAUUUGUGCCUCUAAUCAGAACCAUGUUUUGACUGAUUUUAUAAAAACAGGACACUAUGACCUAAGGGAAAGAAAAUUAGCACAAACCUUUUCACCAGCAAUCGAUAUUCUUAAAGCUUCAAACCUGGAACGACAUUUACACUUGAUGGCUGGUAAAAACGGAAAAUUAAUGACAAAAUUGUUUAAUCAACUAGAAGAGCAGCAUCACUUCCAGAUAGAGAAGAUGCUAGUUGAGAAACUCCAGCAGGAUUUUGUAGCCGACUGGUGCUCCGAGGGAGAGUGUCUGGCAGCUAUUCAUUCCACCUACAGUACUUCGGGGUAUAUUCUGGAUCCACACACUGCUGUUGCAAAAGUGGUUGCAGACAGAAUGCAAGACAAAACUUGCCCAGUGAUUGUCUCAUCUACGGCUCAUUACUCGAAGUUUGCACCUGCUAUCAUGCAGGCUUUAAAGAUUAAAGAAAUCAACCAUACCUCCUCAAGUCAGCUUUACUUGCUGAGUUCCUACAAUGCAUUGCCUCCACCGCACGAAGCCUUAUUAGAGAGAACGAAACAGCAAGAGAAGAUGGAGUACCAGGUUUGUGCAGCUGAUGUGAAUGUCAUGAAGAAUCACGUGGAAAAACUAAUACAAAAUCAAUUCGUAUAAAAAAUUUUUGAGUAAAACUUUUUUUCUGGUGAUAAGCAUGCCAUAAUAAAUCCCAGACAUUGAUUUGGAGUACAAUAGCAUUUUCCUUUUUUUGGUAAAUAUAGCUACAUGUAGAUCUAUUAUCUUUUGGAAUUUCAAAUAACCUGAUCUCUAUAACUGAACAUUGUACCUGCACAUGCUCCUUAAAACCUUAUAAUCUGGAAGUGACAAAAGGGUAGCAUAGUGCAUGGACCUUUGUGUUGUGCUGUGCUUUGCACUCGUGAGGGAUAUAUCAGUUUCUACGCCCUCAUCCCCACUUUUAAGUGGAUCAGAAUGUCUGGUAUUCAACUUGGCAAUUAGAAUAUUUAAGCGUAGUUGUUAAGUAACAUAUCUGUAACAAUUACUAGCUUUCUAUUGACUAGAAAGAAUUUAUCAUUGAAAUGACUAACUUGUAUGGAAGAAGUAGUAAGUUCAUCUGUUAAGAUAGGG
Messenger RNA from Odobenus rosmarus divergens (Pacific walrus), 2920 nucleotides. It is a transcript of the gene THNSL1, whose product is annotated as threonine synthase-like 1 (S. cerevisiae). The transcript is spliced from 2 exons. The record is from RefSeq and is a predicted model, not a curated record. NCBI's taxonomy places the organism in Eukaryota, Metazoa, Chordata, Mammalia, Carnivora, Odobenidae. Gene Ontology annotation, cellular component: cytoplasm. Bases 224 to 2452 code for a protein of 742 amino acids.